UAUGGUCGCUUAAUUCUUUGCAAAACGCUAAUUUCCUGUAUUCCGGUGUUAUGUAUACUUCGUAUGGCCGCUUAAUUUUGCUUCUCAAACUCUCCCUUUACCUGUCACAUUUGUCCUAAAAAACCCUAAAGGGCCGCCGCCGCCCCCAAACGCCAUCGAAAAUGUCUGUCUCUGAGGGAUUGGUUCUCCGUGGCACCAUGCUAGCCCACACCGACAUGGUCACAGCCAUUGCCAUUCCCACCGACAACUCCGACAUGAUCGUCACUUCCUCACGCGACAAAUCCAUCAUCCUUUGGCACUUAACCAAAGACGAAAAGACAUACGGCGUCCCUCGUCGUCGUCUCACCGGUCACUCUCACUUCGUCCAAGAUGUUGUCCUCUCUUCCGAUUCCCAGUUCGCUCUAUCCGGUUCCUGGGAUGGUGAGCUUCGUCUCUGGGACUUAACUGCCGGAACCUCUGCUCGUCGCUUUGUUGGCCACACGAAAGAUGUUCUCUCUGUUGCCUUUUCCUUUGACAACCGUCAGAUCGUUUCGGCCUCUCGUGAUCGAACUAUCAGGCUUUGGAAUACCCUUGGAGAAUGCAAAUACACAAUCCAAGACGGCGAAGCUCACACCGAUUGGGUUAGCUGUGUUCGUUUCAGCCCAAAUGCUCUCCAACCCACCAUCGUUUCGGCUUCGUGGGAUAAGACUGUGAAAGUUUGGAACCUGACCAACUGUAAGAUUCGUAACACAUUGACCGGACAUUCUGGCUAUGUGAACACGGUGGCCGUUUCACCUGAUGGGUCUUUGUGUGCUAGUGGAGGAAAAGACGGGGUGGUUCUGUUGUGGGAUUUGGCUGAAGGAAAGAAGCUUUACAGUCUUGAUGCGGGUGCGGUCAUUCACUCGCUUUGCUUUAGUCCUAACAGGUACUGGCUUUGUGCUGCCACGGAGCAGAGUAUCAAAAUCUGGGAUCUUGAGAGCAAGGGCAUUGUGGAGGACUUGAAGGUUGAUCUCAAGGCUGAGGCUGAGAAAUUUGAGGCUACUGACAACGCAAACAAGAAGAAGGUCAUAUAUUGCACAAGCUUGAACUGGAGUGCUGAUGGAAGCACCUUGUUUAGUGGAUAUACAGAUGGUGUAAUCAGAGUUUGGGGAAUUGGUCGUUACUAGAUGCAUGCUUGAGUAAUCACAGCAUGAACUUUACGUGAUAGAUUGGUUGCCCUUUCUUGUAGCAGUUCCAAACCUUGUUAAGAUAUUGUUUAAAUGUUGAAGGAUCCUUGUUUUGUUUUUCUAAUGUUUGGAUAUUGUUGCUAGGCAUUGAGGCCUAUGCUAUUUUGGUUUGUUUAUGAAGUUGAUAUUUAAUUUA
Molecule: messenger RNA, 1341 nt
Organism: Durio zibethinus
Lineage: Eukaryota; Viridiplantae; Streptophyta; Magnoliopsida; Malvales; Malvaceae
Product: small ribosomal subunit protein RACK1-like
Molecular function (GO): translation regulator activity; protein binding; ribosome binding
Source: RefSeq, a predicted model, not a curated record